Cuscuta epithymum is the source of this 3215-nucleotide messenger RNA. The record is from the annotation of a GenBank genome assembly. Lineage: Eukaryota; Viridiplantae; Streptophyta; Magnoliopsida; Solanales; Convolvulaceae.
CCUGUAUAUGGUUGCUACCAGACGAACGAUGGAAGGAAGGAUGGAGAAUGUUGAACGCGAGUUGGCGAGACAGUCCGAGAUCAUGGAGCGUGAAUUGGAGAGGCAUCGAGAAGAGGCCAGGAUCAGGAGCGAUGAGGUUAGACGCAGUCUCGAUGAGUUUCGCGAGAUGAUAAUGAAAAAGCUCUGAUACCAAUGAUAGGGAUUCCACCUGCCGAAGAGUAAUCCGAACCACAGAUAUGGCAGAAACGAAGAUGAACAGUAAUAGGGAGGUCGUUUAUUAACAAACAAGAGAGAGAAUAGGUCUGACAGAUAACCAACAAGUCCCAGCCCAAAAUAACCAAAAACCAGCCUUACCCUUAUUACAGCAUUUUAGUAUUUAUAGUACUUCCCCCGCAAUACCAAGCUAUUAAUUAUUCCCCUUUUUCCUCCUUGAGUAAACACGGUCAUAAUAGUCAACGCUAUUGUUAGUAAUGGGCUGGCCUCCCGUGUCUCUAUCAAUCCUCUAGUGUACCAAACAUCGGAAUUUUAGCAUUAUGCAUUUAUACCACCAACCCUCCUUUACUAAUUUGAUUUCCAUCAUACCUCAAAGGCUAAAUUCCAAAGGCAAGGAAAUAAGGAAUCGGUAUUCAUUAGGGAAAAGAAGGCUUAACAUUCUAUCUGCAUAUGAAAAGGUAGCUUUUUGCGAGACAUUCCACUUGGAUGAAUCUGGCUGGAGGGAAUGCAGAAUGUGUAGAAAGCGUAUUCACUGUGGGUGCAUCAUGUCAAAAUAUCUGUUUGAAUACAUGGACUUUGGAGGCAUUGGGUGUUUGAGCUGUACAAGGUGCUUGGGAGGUCACACUAUAUUUCCAGUACAGUAGUGAGAUCCAGGCGAAAGGGGCAGAAGGAUAAAACUUACUCUAAUGUAUGUUUAAAAACCCAACAAAGCAUGUUAUUGCAAUGGUUAAUGGUUAUGCUGGGACUAGCACUGUAAGGGCAUCUCCAAUAAAAACCCCAAAAAUCAGAUACCUAAUGAGGAUCCUCCUAGUGGUAUAUUCACCAUGAAGAACAGUGCAGAUACACAUACUCUUCUUGUUGAAAAUAGAACGGAUCAAACCAUUUUUGAAAACGGAAGGCUUCUGCAAUUUGGAAACAGUACAGAGGAAUCUGAAAAUGACAAAAUUAAACAAGAGCAAUCAAUAAUUCCUGCCAUGGAUGCCAGCAGGUUGUGCUUUUCAAACCUUAACCAGCAAUCUCCCAAAACUUCUUUACUUGAAAAGGCAGAAAGUUGCAUACCGAAUACGACACUUAAGGAUCAGCUAUCUCUAAAUUUCUUUUUGACCACACCCAUGGGCAAUUCAGGCUCUGUACUACCCAUUUCUUCUGGGGUUUCUCCAUUCCAACAAGGGCAGACAGCACACAAUAUCUUUCCAAAGGCACCUAAAGCUAGCUCAAGUUCGGGGUUUGAAUCAAAAUGUGGAAUAUCUACACUGACAGGUGUUGCAAGGCCAUCGUCUGAAGGGAGGAGCAGUAAGAAUCAGUUCCUGCCUAGAUAUUGGCCCAGGAUUACAGACCAAGAACUGCAGAAACUAUCUGGAGACUUGAAAUCCAGUAUAGUGCCUUUGUUCGAAAAGGUUCUGAGUGCCAGUGAUGCUGGUCGGAUUGGUCGUUUGGUCAUCCCCAAAGCAUGUGCUGAAGCAUAUUUUCCAUAUAUUACCCAGUCCGAAGGAAUACCCAUAAGGGUGCAGGAUGUAAAAGGGAAAGAGUGGAUAUUUCAGUUCAGAUUUUGGCCCAAUAACAACAGCAGGAUGUAUGUUCUAGAGGGCGUUACCCCCUGUAUACAGAAUAUGCAAUUACAAGCUGGUGACACAGUUACUUUCAGUAGAAUAGAUCCUGGCAGGAAACUAUUUAUGGGCUUCCGGAAGGCAGUGAAUUAUGCUGAAACACAGGAUUCUCAAAAUGCAACCAUUGCCAAUGGUGGAUGUUCUCCUGAAAGUCCAGAUUUUGCUCCCACUGAAAACUGUGCUACAAAUGUAGGAAAAGAAACUGAUGAUUCCUUGCAAAUAAAUGUGAUCGUUCCCGAAAAGAAAAUUAAGAAAACAGGGAGCAAAAAUAAGAGGCUCUUGCUAAACACUGAAGAUGCUAUAAAGCUGAAGAUCACUUGUGAAGAAGCUCGGGAUUUGCUCCGCCCACCUCCAAAUGUUAAUCCAACCAUUGUUGUGAUUGAGGACUGUGACUUUGAAGAAUAUGAUGAACCACCCAUUUUUGGAAAGAGGACGGUCUUCACCACUGCAUCAUCUGGGGAGCAGGGACAGUGGGCCCAAUGUGACAGUUGCUUCAAAUGGCGUAGGCUGCCUACACACGUUCUCCUUCCAGCAAACUGGACUUGUUCUGACAAUACUUGGGACUCAAACAGAUCUUCUUGUUCUGCCGCAAGUGAGAUGAAUAAAAAACAACUUGAUUCAUUCCAUAGAGCUUGCAACAAGGGAGAAACCAAGAGAGGAAGAGUCUCGGAAAGUGGCAAUGAUUGUGAGACUUAUGCUGGCCUAGAUGCGUUAGCAUGUAUUGCAGUGUUGGGAGAUGACAGCAUUGGCGGUGGUGGUGGUGACUUGGGGGCUAGCGAGCCUUCUACCACAAAGCAUCCUCGGCAUCGGCCUGGUUGCACUUGCAUUGUUUGCAUCCAACCACCCAGCGGGAAGGGCAAACAUGAUCCCACCUGUAAAUGUAUUGUUUGCUUGACCGUCAAACGCCGGUUUAAGACUCUCAUGCUGCGUAAGAAGAAGAAAAAAUCCGAACGUGAAGCAGAUAUUGUGCAAGAGAAGGAUAAAACUCUUCCAGACAUUGAUGUUUCUAUUGAUGGACCCAGUUUGGUGCAACAUGCGUGUUAUCCAGAGAAUGAUGACUAUCCAAACGGAGAUCGUGGGAAUAGCAAGGGGCAGUUGGACUUGAACUGCCAUCCUAAUGAGAGCCAGGCACCUGAAGGGUAGGGCAACAUACAAACAUAUACUACGUACUACGUAUGUGUUUACAUAUUCUUUCUAUCGAUUUGUGCAGGGUAUGAGCAUUCCUUUUGUUUUUAGUUGGGUUUCCUGGCCUUGUAUAUAAGUUUACAUCAUUCUAUACUAUACUCGGUAUGAUGCGACACACAGCCCCUAUUGGUGUUAAAUUUUCUAGGUAGGAUUGCCUUCGUUGUAUUGUACAUGGGAAGUUGCUAACAUGGGGUCACUUUUGUCUUCCAC